AUGAGUGAGGCCGAGCUGAGGCUGUCUGUUCCCGGACCCCAGAGCACCCCCUGCAUCACCAUGACUGGACUGCUGAAGAGAAAGUUUGACCAGCUGGAUGAGGCCGACUCCUUGUUCUGCUCCUCCUCUUCUUCCUCUGGCUGCCACUCUCGCUCCUGCUCCCCGAGCUCUUCCGUCUCUCCUGCCUGGGACUUGGAUGAGGAGGGUCCCUGGAAUCAAACGUCCCAGCCCGACCAUGACUUCUGUGGCCCACAGAGUUUCACCCCCCCAUCCAUCCUAAAGAGGGCUCGCCGGGAACGCCCAGGCCGUGUAGCCUUUGAUGGCAUCACUGUCUUCUACUUCUCCCGGUGCCAAGGCUUCACCAGUGUGCCCAGCCGUGGUGGUUGUACUCUGGGCAUGGCCCCUCGCCACAGUGCCUGCCACCGCUUCUCCUUGACCGAGUUUAUGCAAGAGCAAGCCCGGGCACGGCGCGAGAAACUCCGCCAGCGAUUGAAGGAGGAGAGAUUGGAGAUGCUGCAGAAGAAGCUUUCAGCGCCUGACAUGCCCAAGACAGAGGUGGGCCUGCCGCUUGCAGUGGAUUCCAUUGAUGAUGCCUCUGUGGAGGAGGACUUGGCAGUGGCCGUGGCAGGCGGCCGGUUGGAGGAAGUGAACUUCCUACAGCCCUACCCAGCCCGGCGACGUCGGGCUCUGCUGCGAGCUGCAGGUGUACGAAGGAUCGAUCGGGAGGAGAAGCGGGAGCUGCAGGCACUGCGCCAAUCCCGGGAAGAUUGUGGCUGUCACUGCGAUAGGGUCUGUGAUCCUGAGACCUGCAGCUGCAGCCUGGCGGGCAUCAAGUGCCAGAUGGACCACACAGCGUUCCCCUGUGGUUGCUGCAAGGAGGGCUGUGAGAACCCCAAUGGCCGUGUGGAAUUUAAUCAGGCACGAGUUCAGACCCACUUCAUCCAUACAAUCACUCGCCUGCAGCUGGAGCAGGGGGCCGAGAGCCUGGGGGAUCUGGAGACACCCGUCCAGGGCAGCCCGCCCAGCCCUGGUGAGCAGGCCUUGGUCCCCACUUUCCCACUGGCCAAGCCCCCUGGGAGCAGUGAGCUAGGAGACAACAGCUGCAGCAGUGACAUGACCGAUUCCUCUACAGCAUCUUCCUCGGCAUCGGGCACUAGCGAGGCCCCUGACUGCUCCACCCACCCGAGCCUGCCUGGCCCUGGCUUCCAGCCUGGUGUGGAUGAUGACAGCCUGGCACGGAUCCUGAGUUUCAGUGACUCUGACCUGGGCGGGGAGGAGGAGGAGGAGGAGGAAAGUGGUGUUGGGAACCUGGACAACCUCAGCUGCUUCCAUCCAGCUGACAUCUUUGGUACUAGUGACCCUGGUGGCCUGGCCAGCUGGACCCACAGCUAUUCUGGCUCUAGCCUCACGUCAGGCAUCCUGGAUGAAAACGCCAACCUGGACGCCAGCUGCUUCCUAAAUGGUGGCCUUGAAGGGUCAAGAGAAGGCAGCCUCUCUGGCACCUCAUUGCUGCCCAGUGUGGAUGUUGGCCAGAGCAGCUCCGUGGAUCUCAGCUUGUCUUCCUGUGACUCCUUUGAGUUGCUCCAGGCUCUGCCAGACUACAGUCUGGGGCCUCACUACACCUCCCAGAAGGUGUCCGACAGCCUGGACAACUUUGAGGCACUCCACUUCCCCUGGCCUGGGCUCUCUCCACCUGGGGAUGCAGGCACUUGCUUCCUGGAAUCCCUCAUGGGCUUGUCAGAGCCAGCUGCCGAAGUCCUAGCUCCCCUCGUUGACAGUCAUUUUGAAGACACUGCCCCCGCAUCUCUGAUGGAGCCUGUGCCUGUGUGAGGACUGGGAUCUUUUCCCAGCCCCAAGAGCCCUGUUGCUGCUUUUUUGUAAUUUCGGGGCUCCCCACGGUCUGUAGGUAACAGUCUCCCAUCGGCUGGCUGACCCACAGGUGCCAGGCACACACUCCAGGUUUUCAUGCCACACUCUGGAUUU
Carlito syrichta (Philippine tarsier) is the source of this 1983-nucleotide messenger RNA. It is a transcript of the gene CSRNP1, whose product is annotated as cysteine and serine rich nuclear protein 1. The transcript has 5 exons. Bases 1 to 1830 code for a protein of 609 amino acids. Gene Ontology annotation, molecular function: DNA-binding transcription factor activity, RNA polymerase II-specific; sequence-specific DNA binding. Lineage: Eukaryota; Metazoa; Chordata; Mammalia; Primates; Tarsiidae. Gene Ontology annotation, cellular component: nucleus. The record is from RefSeq and is a predicted model, not a curated record. Gene Ontology annotation, biological process: regulation of transcription by RNA polymerase II.